AUGAUUCGAAACGCAGGCCCUUAUUCCGAGACACUCCUUCUCGCAAUAGCCAUUAUUGCUAUGUUCGGCCCGCCGGACGUUUCUCAGGGCAAAAAGAUCCAUUACCACGGCCACAAACUCGCACAGGAUAAUGAGUUUUAUUCUCGAGAGAAUGUAGAGACUAGCCAUCUCCACGCAUUGGUAACAUUGACAAAGCAGAGUGGAGGUCUCCUGACCAUCUCGCUUGCAAACCUGGCGGGCUUAAUAUAUUUGCUGGAUGUCUUAGAUUCCUUCUCCAAUCUUCGGAGGCCAUCGUUCCCCGAUUUUAUGUCUUUUGAACCAUAUAUGGAUCACCUGAAGUUUGGAAAAGAACUAAGACGACAGCAAGGGUUUGGAUUGGACGGAGUGGAGGAUGGAUUUGCAAUUUUGAAUGACCACAAACCUGCUCAGACUUUGUUGGAAAUCGUGCCCCUUGCGCGCGCCUUAAUGGACAGUUAUGACGCAUACCUAGAGAAUGCGCGUUGUGGAGUUGAUUUUAUCAAACUCAUCAUCGCACGGCGCAACCUCCAGCACCAAGCGUUGUCCACCAGGUCGAAAGGAACGUUGAUCUAUCGACUUUGUCGCCUGGGACUCUUGAUGGUUCUCUGUGAGAGUAUUGAGCCAUUUCCACAGAUUCGCGCCUACCAUGCCUUCAGCUCUCGUCAAAUGAUGCUGCUGAUGGACGAAUGCGACAAACUUGGCUACUGGAGCUCUCACCCGGACCUGCUCCUGUGGGUGACCAUACUGGGUGGAUACACUGCCCGAAAGAACUCUCUGCAAUGGUGGUUCGCUGAGCAGCUCCAAUCCAGCAGAGUACCUGUCGCGAAGGAUCGAUGGCAAGAUGCGCGCAGAGUUUGUGAGCGAUUCGUGGCUGUGACACACAGACAAGAACAAGGUUGUCAUGAAUUCUGGGACGUUGCUUGUAGCUGGCUUUCGAGGAAAUGA
Molecule: messenger RNA, 963 nt
Organism: Exophiala bonariae
Lineage: Eukaryota; Fungi; Ascomycota; Eurotiomycetes; Chaetothyriales; Herpotrichiellaceae
Exons: 2
Coding region: 1-963 (320 amino acids)
Source: RefSeq, a predicted model, not a curated record